Molecule: messenger RNA, 294 nt
Organism: Acytostelium subglobosum LB1
Lineage: Eukaryota; Evosea; Eumycetozoa; Acytosteliales; Acytosteliaceae
Exons: 1
Source: RefSeq, a predicted model, not a curated record
AAUAUAAGAAUGAUAAUAAAUAGAUUCUUACAAGGCUUUGCAAUAAACUUUAUCGAAAAGAAUGUUGUUGAGAAACUAGCUAGUAGCAGAAGGUUUCAAUACUUCUCAUUGUUGUUUAGGGACAAGUCAAGACAGUUCAUGAAGGAUAACUUCCCUCAGAUAAAGGAUAAUAAUACACAUACUCCUCAUAAUACUCAUCAUCAUAAUAAUCAUCAUCAUCAUCAUAAUAAUAACAAUAAUAACAAUCAUAGUAGCAGUAGUAAUACUAAUUAUACAAACUACAGACAACAGUAA